UAAUUUCGGUAUAAAAGGGCCUGGAAAUCAGACUUCAGCAUCAGUCCGGUUCCACUCUCAAUACAAUAUGAGAGUCACAACCUUCGUGAUCUUGUGCUGUGCUCUGCAGUAUGUUACUGCAGAUGCCAUUGACGAUAGUCUUCUCAACUUUAAUAAUGAGAAUUUCAUAGAAAUCGGUGAAAGCACAACAGCAGAAGUUGAUGUUGAGAACGGGACUUUAGUCGAAAGAGAGACAACAAGAAAGAAAUACGAAAGAGAUGGAGACAUUACACCAAACAUUUCUGGUGAAGACAAGAUCGUCAGAACUUUCGUUAUUGAAACUGACGCAUCCGGUCACGAAACAGUCUACGAAGAAGACGUAGUCAUAAAAAGAAAGCCGGGACAACAAGGCGUCACAGAAAGAACUACAAUAGGAAGGCGACAAACUGGAAUUUCAGCUGCACCAGUGCCAGCACCUUCAAGUCAAGCACCUACAGUUGUUGUAGAAAGCAAUAGCCCUAUUGCACCCGCACCAGUAUCAGGACCAGUUUCUAUAGGACCCCAACUUGGAGCAGUUGGACCAUACGGACCAAGUAGAUCAUCAACUGCAACUACAACAUCAGGAACAGGUGUAGUACAACAAAUAAGAACUGACUCCACUGGCUCAUCAGCUGCCUCUGCAGCGACUGGCGCAUCUAGUGUUGCACCUGUCAUCGUCAUUGAGGAUGGAUCUUCAGCAGCAUCAGCAGCAGCAGCAGGCUCGGGUGCAUCUGGAGUAGGUGGCCUUGGACUUGGUGCAUUGGGACCACUCGGUGGCAUUGGACAAAGCGGAGUAUCGUCGGCUACCACAUCAGGUGCAGGACUUGGUGGAGUUGGCGCCGUCGGAGCAUCAGGACUAGGCGGACUUGGAGGCGCAGGCGCAUCCGCAGCAGGCUCUGCUGGAGCUGGACUUGGUGGAGUUGGAGUAGGUGGUUCAUCUGGAUCAUCCGCUGCCUCAGCAGCCUCAGGCGCAUCUGGAGCUGGAGAAGUCAUUCUCAUUGACGACAGAUCUUCCGCAGCGUCAGCAGCAGCAGCAGGCUCAGGUGCAUCAGGAGUAGGUGGCCUCGGACUCAGUGGAUUGGGACCAAUCGGUGGAAUCGGACCAAUUGGAGCAACAUCGGCUAGCACAUCAGGUGCAGGACUUGGUGGAGUUGGUGCCGCCGGAGCAUCAGGACUAGGCGGACUUGGUGGUGCAGGCGCAUCCGCAGCAGGUUCUGCUGGAGCCGGACUCGGUGGAAUCGGAGCAGGUGGUUCGUCUGGAUCAUCUGCCGCUUCAGCGGCGUCAGGCGCAUCUGGAGCUGGAGAAGUAAUAGUCAUUGACGACAGAUCUUCCGCAGCAUCAGCAGCAGCAGCAAGCUCAGGUGCAUCUGGACUAGGUGGUCUUGGACUUGGUGGACUGGGACCAUACGGCGGCAUCGGGCUAAACGGAGUAUCAUCGGCUAGCGCAUUAGGUGCAGGACUCGGUGGAGUUGGUACCGCCGGAGCAUCAGGAUUGGGCGGACUUGAAGGUGCAGGCGUAUCCGCAGUCGGGCCUGCUGGAGCUGGACUCGGUGGUGUUGGAGCAGGUGGUUCAUCUGGAUCAUCCGCUGCCUCGGCGGCCUCAGGCGCAUCUGGACCUGCACCUGUCAUCGUCAUUGAAGAUGGAUCUUCAGCAGCAUCAGCAGCAGCAGCAGGCUCAGGUGCAUCUGGACUAGGCGGUCUCGGACUCGGCGCAUGGGGACCACUCGGUGGAAUCGGACCAAACGGAGUAUCAUCGGCUAGUGCAACUGGCUCCGCAGCUGGCUCUACCGGAGCUGGACUUGGUGGAAGCGGUGCAGCUGGAUCAUCAGCUGCUUCUGCAGCCUCAGGCGCAGCUGGACCCGCACCUGUUAUCGUCAUUGAAGAUGGAUCUUCAGCAGCAUCAGCAGCAGCAGCAGGCUCAGGUGCAUCUGGAUUGGGUGGACUUGGACUUGGCGCAUGGGGACCACUCGGUGGAAUCGGACCAAAUGGAGUAUCAUCGGCUAGUGCAACUGGCUCUGCAGCUGGCUCUAUCGGAUCUGGACUCGGUGGAAGCGGUGCAGCUGGGUCGUCAGCUGCUUCUGCAGCCUCAGGCGCAGCUGGAGCCGCACCUGUCAUUGUCAUUGAGGAUGGAUCUUCAGCAGCAUCAGCAGCAGCAGCAGGUUCAGGUGCAUCUGGAGUAGGUGGCCUUGGACUUGGCGCAUUGGGACCACUCGGUGGAAUCGGACCAAUUGGAGCAUCAUCGGCUGGUGCAUCAGGUGCAGGACUUGGUGGAGUUGGCGCCGCCGGUACAUCGGGACUUGGCGGUAUUGGAGGCGUAGGUGCAUCCACAGCUGGUUCUGCUGGAGCUGGACUCGGUGGAAUCGGAGCAGGUGGUUCGUCUGGAUCAUCUGCUGCCUCAGCGGCCUCAGGCGCCUCUGGAGCUGGAGAAGUCAUUGUCAUUGACGACAGAUCUUCCGCAGCAUCAGCAGCAGCAGCAGGCUCAGGUGCAUCUGGACCAGGAGGACUUGGACUUGGCGUAUGGGGACCACUCGGUGGAAUCGGACCAAUCGGAGCAUCAUCGGCUAGCGCAUCAGGUGCAGGACUUGGUGGAGUUGGCGCCGCCGGAACAUCGGGACUUGGCGGUCUUGGAGGCGCAGGCGCAUCCGCAGCAGGUUCUGCUGGAGCUGGACUCGGUGGAAUCGGAGCAAGUGGUUCUUCUGGAUCAUCUGUUGCCUCAGCGGCCUCAGGCACAUCUGGAGCUGGAGAAGUCAUUGUCAUUGACGACAGAUCUUCCGCAGCGUCAGCAGCAGCAGCAGGCUCAGGUGCAUCUGGACUAGGUGGACUCGGACUCGGUGGACUAGGACCAUACGGCGGCAUCGGGCUAAACGGAGUAUCAUCGGCUAGCGCAUUAGGUGCAGGACUCGGUGGAGUUGGCACCGCCGGAGCAUCAGGAUUGGGCGGACUUGGAGGCACAGGCGCAUCCGCGGCCGGGUCUGCUGGAGCUGGCCUCGGUGGUGUUGGAGCAGGUGGUUCGUCUGGAUCAUCCGCUGCCUCGGCGGCCUCAGGCGCAUCUGGAGCUGGUGAGGUCAUUGUCAUUGACGACAGAUCUUCCGCAGCUUCAGCAGCAGCAGCAGGCUCAGGUGCAUCUGGACCAGGAGGACUUGGACUUGGCGUAUGGGGACCACUCGGUGGAAUCGGACCAAACGGAGUAUCAUCGGCUAGUGCAACUGGCUCUGCAGCUGGAUCUACCGGAGCUGGACUUGGUGGAAGCGGUGCAGCUGGAUCUUCAGCUGCUUCUGCAGCCUCAGGCGCAGCUGGACCCGCACCUGUCAUCGUUAUUGAAGAUGGAUCUUCAGCAGCAUCAGCAGCAGCAGCAGGCUCAGGUGCAUCUGGACUAGGUGGACUUGGACUCGGCGCAUGGGGACCACUCGGUGGCAUCGGACCAAACGGAGUAUCAUCGGCUAGUGCAACUGGCUCUGCAGCUGGAUCUACCCGAGCUGGACUUGGUGGAAGCGGUGCAGCUGGAUCUUCAGCUGCUUCUGCAGCCUCAGGCGCAGCUGGACCCGCACCUGUUAUCGUCAUUGAAGAUGGAUCUUCAGCAGCAUCAGCAGCAGCAGCAGGCUCAGGUGCAUCUGGAUUGGGUGGACUUGGACUUGGCGCAUGGGGACCACUCGGUGGCAUCGGGCCAAACGGAGUAUCAUCGGCCAGUGCAACUGGCUCCGCAGCUGGCUCUACAGGAGCUGGACUCGGUGGAAGCGGUGCAGCUGGAUCGUCAGCUGCUUCAGCAGCCUCAGGCGCUGCUGGACCCGCACCUGUCAUUGUCAUUGAGGAUGGAUCUUCAGCAGCAUCAGCAGCAGCAGCAGGCUCGGGUGCAUCUGGAGUAGGUGGCCUUGGACUCAGCGCAUUGGGACCACUCGGUGGAAUCGGACCAAACGGAGUAUCAUCAGCUAGCGCAUUAGGUGCAGGACUUGGCGGAGUUGGCGCCGCCGGAGCAUCAGGAUUGGGCGGACUUGGAGGCGCAGGCGCAUCCGCAGCUGGCUCUGCUGGAGCUGGACUCGGUGGUGUUGGAGCAGGUGGUUCAUCUGGAUUAUCCGCUGCCUCAGCGGCCUCAGGCGCAUCUGGAGCUGGAGAGGUCAUUGUCAUUAACGACAGAUCUUCAGCAGCAUCAGCAGCAGCAGCAGGCUCAGGUGCAUCUGGACUAGGUGGUCUCGGACUCGGUGGACUAGGACCAUACGGCGGCAUCGGGCUAAACGGAGUAUCAUCGGCUAGCGCAUUAGGUGCAGGACUCGGUGGAGUUGGCACCGCCGGUGCAUCAGGAUUGGGCGGACUUGGAGGCACAGGCGCAUCGGCAGCCGGGUCUGCUGGAGCUGGACUCGGUGGUGUUGGAGCAGGUGGUUCGUCUGGAUCAUCCGCAGCCUCGGCGGCCUCAGGCGCAUCUGGAGCUGGAGAGGUCAUUGUCAUUGACGACAGAUCUUCCGCAGCAUCAGCAGCAGCAGCAGGCUCAGGUGCAUCUGGAGUAGGUGGCCUCGGACUCGGCGCAUGGGGACCACUCGGUGGAAUCGGACCAAACGGAGUAUCAUCAGCUAGCGCAUUAGGUGCAGGUCUCGGCGGAGUUGGCACCGCCGGAGCAUCAGGAUUGGGCGGACUUGGAGGCACAGGCGCAUCCGCAGCCGGGUCUGCUGGAGCUGGAAUCGGUGGUGUUGGAGCAGGUGGUUCGUCUGGAUCAUCCGCAGCCUCGGCGGCCUCAGGCGCAUCUGGAGCUGGAGAGGUCAUUGUCAUUGACGACAGAUCUUCCGCAGCAUCAGCAGCAGCAGCAAACUCAGGUGCAUCUGGACCAGGAGGACUUGGACUUGGCGUAUGGGGACCACUCGGUGGAAUCGGACCAAUCGGAGCAUCAUCGGCUAGCGCAUCAGGUGCAGGACUUGGUGGAGUUGGCGCCCCUGGAACAUCGGGACUUGGCGGUCUUGGAGGCGCAGGCGCAUCCGCAGCAGGUUCUGCUGGAGCUGGACUCGGUGGAAUCGGAGCAAGUGGUUCUUCUGGAUCAUCUGCUGCCUCAGCGGCCUCAGGCACAUCUGGAGCUGGAGAAGUCAUUGUCAUUGACGACAGAUCUUCCGCAGCAUCAGCAGCAGCAGCAGGCUCAGGUGCAUCUGGACUAGGUGGACUCGGACUCGGUGGACUAGGACCAUACGGCGGCAUCGGGCUAAACGGAGUAUCAUCGGCUAGCGCAUUAGGUGCAGGACUCGGUGGAGUUGGCACCGCCGGAGCAUCAGGAUUGGGCGGACUUGGAGGCGCAGGCGCACCCGCAGCAGGCUCUGCUGGAGCUGGACUCGGUGGUGUUGGAACAGGUGGUUCAUCUGGAUCAUCCGCUGCCUCAGCGGCCUCAGGCGCAUCUGGAGCUGGAGAGGUCAUUGUCAUUGACGACAGAUCUUCCGCAGCAUCAGCAGCAGCAGCAGGCUCAGGUGCAUCUGGACCAGGAGGACUUGGACUUGGCGUAUGGGGACCACUCGGUGGAAUCGGACCAAUCGGAGCAUCAUCGGCUAGUGCAUCAGGUGCAGGACUUGGUGGAGUUGGCGCCACCGGAACAUCGGGACUUGGCGGUCUUGGAGGCGCAGGCGCAUCCGCAGCUGGCUCUGCUGGAGCCGGACUCGGUGGAAUCGGAGCAGGUGGUUCUUCUGGAUCAUCUGCUGCCUCAGCGGCCUCAGGCACAUCUGGAGCUGGAGAAGUCAUUGUCAUUGACGACAGAUCUUCCGCAGCAUCAGCAGCAGCAGCAGGCUCAGGUGCAUCUGGACUAGGUGGUCUCGGACUCGGUGGACUAGUACCAUACGGCGGCAUCGGGCUAAACGGAGUAUCAUCGGCUAGCGCAUUAGGUGCAGGACUCGGUGGAGUUGGCACCGCCGGAGCAUCAGGAUUGGGCGGACUUGGAGGCACAGGCGCAUCCGCAGCCGGGUCUGCUGGAGCUGGACUCGGUGGUGUUGGAGCAGGUGGUUCGUCUGGAUCAUCCGCUGCCUCGGCGGCCUCAGGCGCAUCUGGAGCUGGAGAGGUCAUUGUCAUUGACGACAGAUCUUCCGCAGCAUCAGCAGCAGCAGCAGGCUCAGGUGCAUCUGGAGUAGGUGGCCUCGGACUCGGCGCAUGGGGACCACUCGGUGGAAUCGGACCAAACGGAGUAUCAUCAGCUAGCGCAUUAGGUACAGGACUCGGCGGCGUUGGCACCACUGGAGCAUCAGGAUUGGGCGGACUUGGAGGCACAGGCGCAUCCGCAGCCGGGUCUGCUGGAGCUGGACUCGGUGGUGUUGGAGCAGGUGGUUCGUCUGGAUCAUCCGCUGCCUCGGCGGCCUCAGGCGCAUCUGGAGCUGGAGAGGUCAUUGUCAUUGACGACAGAUCUUCCGCAGCAUCAGCAGCAGCAGCAGACUCAGGUGCAUCUGGAGUAGGUGGUCUCGGACUCGGCGCAUGGGGACCACUAGGUGGAAUCGGACCAAACGGAGUAUCAUCAGCUAGCGCAUUAGGUACAGGACUCGGCGGCGUUGGCACCACUGGAGCAUCAGGAUUGGGCGGACUUGGAGGCGCAGGCGCAUCCGCAGCAGGCUCUGCUGGAGCUGGACUCGGUGGUGUUGGAACAGGUGGUUCAUCUGGAUCAUCCGCUGCCUCAGCGGCCUCAGGCGCAUCUGGAGCUGGAGAGGUCAUUGUCAUUGACGACAGAUCUUCCGCAGCGUCAGCAGCAGCAGCGGGAUCAGGCGCAUCUGGACUAGGUGGUCUCGGACUUGGUGGACUGGGACCAUACGGCGGCAUCGGGCUAAACGGAGUAUCAUCGGCUAACGCAUUAGGUGCAGGACUCGGUGGACUUGGAACAUCCGGAGCAUCAGGGUUGGGCGGACUUGGAGGCGCAGGCACAUCCGCGGCCGGGUCUGUUGGAGCUGGACUCGGUGGUGUUGGUAGAAGCGGUGCAGCUGGAUCAUCAUCUGCUUCUGCAGCCUCAGGCACAGCUGGACCCGCACCUGUCAUCGUCAUUGAAGAUGGAUCUUCAGCAGCAUCAGCAGCAGCAGGAUCAGGUGCAUCUGGAUUAGGUGGACUUGGACUCGGCGCAUGGGGACCACUCGGUGGCAUUGGGCCAAACGGAGUAUCAUCGGCUAGUGCAACUGGCUCCACAGCUGGCUCUUCUGGAGCUGGACUCGGCGGAAGCGGUGCAGCUGGAUCGUCAGCUGCUUCUGCUGCCUCAGGCGCAUCUGGACCUGCACCUGUCAUCGUCAUUGAAGAUGGAUCUUCAGCAGCAUCAGCAGCAGCAGCAGGCUCAGGUGCAUCUGGACUAGGCGGUCUCGGACUCGGCGCAUGGGGACCACUCGGUGGAAUCGGACCAAACGGAGUAUCAUCGGCUAGUGCAACUGGCUCUGCAGCUGGCUCUACCGGAGCUGGACUCGGUGGAAGCGGUGCAGCUGGAUCGUCAGCUGCUUCUGCAGCCUCAGGCGCAGCUGGACCCGCACCUGUCAUUGUCAUUGAGGAUGGAUCUUCAGCAGCAUCAGCAGCAGCAGCAGGCUCAGGUGCAUCUGGAGUAGGUGGCCUUGGACUCGGCGCAUUGGGACCACUCGGUGGAAUCGGACCAAUUGGAGCAUCAUCGGCUGGCGCAUCAGGUGCAGGACUUGGCGGAGUUGGCGCCGCCGGAGCAUCAGGAUUGGGCGGACUUGGAGGCGCAGGCGCAUCCGCAGCUGGCUCUGCUGGAGCUGGACUCGGUGGUGUUGGAUCAGGUGGUUCAUCUGGAUCAUCCGCUGCUUCAGCGGCCUCAGGCGCAUCUGGAGCUGGAGAGGUCAUUGUCAUUAAUGACAGAUCUUCAGCAGCAUCAGCAGCAGCAGCAGGCUCAGGUGCAUCUGGACUAGGUGGUCUCGGACUCGGUGGAUUAGGACCAUACGGCGGCAUCGGCCUAAACGGAGUAUCAUCGGCUAGCGCAUUAGGUGCAGGACUCGGUGGAGUUGGCACCGCCGGAGCAUCAGGAUUGGGCGGACUAGGAGGCACAGGCGCAUCCGCAGCCGGGUCUGCUGGAGCUGGACUCGGUGGUGUUGGAGCAGGUGGUUCGUCUGGAUCAUCCGCUGCCUCGGCGGCAUCAGGCGCAUCUGGAGCUGGAGAGGUUAUUGUCAUUGACGACAGAUCUUCCGCUGCAUCAGCAGCAGCAGCAGGCUCAGGUGCAUCUGGAGUAGGUGGUCUCGGACUCGGCGCAUGGGGACCACUCGGUGGAAUCGGACCAAUCGGAGCAUCAUCGGCUAGCGCAUUGGGUGCAGGACUUGGUGGAGUUGGCGCCGCCGGAGCAUCAGGACUAGGCGGACUUGGAGGCGCAGGCGCAUCCGCAGCAGGUUCUGCUGGAGCUGGACUCGGUGGUGUUGGAGCAGGUGGUUCGUCUGGAUCAUCCGCAGCCUCGGCGGCCUCAGGCGCAUCUGGAGCUGGAGAGGUCAUUGUGAUUGACGACAGAUCUUCCGCAGCAUCAGCAGCAGCAGCAGGCUCAGGUGCAUCAGGAGUAGGUGGCCUCGGACUCGGCGCAUGGGGACCACUCGGUGGAAUCGGACCAAACGGACUAUCAUCAGCUAGCGCAUUAGGUGCAGGUCUCGGCGGAGUUGGCAACGCUGGAGCAUCAGGAUUGGGCGGACUUGGAGGCGUAGGUGCAUCCGCAGCAGGCUCUGCUGGAGCUGGACUCGGUGGUGUUGGAACAGGUGGUUCAUCUGGAUCAUCCGCUGCCUCAGCGGCCUCAGGCGUAUCUGGAGCUGGAGAGGUCAUUGUCAUUGACGAUAGAUCUUCCGCAGCUUCAGCAGCAGCAGCAGGCUCAGGUGCAUCUGGACCAGGACUUGGACUUGGCGUAUGGGGACCACUCGGUGGAACCGGACCAAUCGGAGCAUCAUCGGCUAGCGCAUCGGGUGCAGGACUUGGUGGAGUUGGCGCCGCCGGAGCAUCAGGACUAGGCGGAAUUGGAGGCGCAGGCGCAUCCGCAGCAGGUUCUGCUGGAGCUGGACUGGGUGGUGUUGGAGCAGGUGGUUCGUCUGGAUCAUCUGCCGCUUCAGCGGCUUCAGGUGCAUCUGGAGCUGGAGAGGUCAUUGUCAUUGACGACAGAUCUUCCGCAGCGUCAGCAGCAGCAGCAGCAUCAGGUGCAUCUGGACUAGAUGGUCUUGGACUUGGUGGACUGGGACCAUACGGCGGCAUCGGGCUAAACGGAGUAUCAUCGGCUAGCGCAUUAGGUGCAGGACUCGGUGGAAUUGGCGCCUCUGGAGCAUCAGGAUUAGGCGGAAUUGGAGGCGCUGGCGCUUCCGCAGCUGGCUCUGCUGGAGCUGGAAUCGGUGGAGUUGGAGUGGGUGGUUCGUCUGGAUCAUCUGCUGCGUCAGCAGCCUCGGACGCAGCCGGACCCGCACCUGUCAUCGUCAUUGAAGAUGGAUCUUCAGCAGCAUCAGCAGCAGCAGCAGGAUCAGGUGCAUCUGGACCAGGAAGACUUGGACUCGGCGCAUGGGGACCACUCGGUGGCAUUGGACCAAACGGAGUAUCAUCGGCUAGUGCAACUGGCUCCACAGCUGGCUCUACUGGAGCUGGACUCGGUGGAAGCGGUGCAGCUGGAUCGUCAGCUGCUUCUGCUGCCUCAGGCGCAUCUGGACCUGCACCUGUCAUCGUUAUUGAAGAUGGAUCAUCAGCAGCAUCAGCAGCAGCAGCAGGCUCAGGUGCAUCUGGACUAGGUGGACUUGGACUCGGCGCAUGGGGACCACUCGGUGGCAUCGGACCAAACGGAGUAUCAUCGGCUAGUGCAACUGGCUCUGCAGCUGGAUCUACCAGAGCUGGACUUGGUGGAAGCGGUGCAGCUGGAUCUUCAGCUGCUUCUGCAGCCUCAGGCGCAGCUGGACCCGCACCUGUUAUCGUCAUUGAAGAUGGAUCUUCAGCAGCAUCAGCAGCAGCAGCAGGCUCAGGUGCAUCUGGAUUGGGUGGACUUGGACUUGGCGCAUGGGGACCACUCGGUGGCAUCGGGCUAAACGGAGUAUCAUCGGCCAGUGCAACUGGCUCCGCAGCUGGCUCUACAGGAGCUGGACUCGGUGGAAGCGGUGCAGCUGGAUCGUCAGCUGCUUCAGCAGCCUCAGGCGCUGCUGGACCCGCACCUGUCAUUGUCAUUGAGGAUGGAUCUUCAGCAGCAUCAGCAGCAGCAGCAGGCUCGGGUGCAUCUGGAGUAGGUGGCCUUGGACUCAGCGCAUUGGGACCACUCGGUGGAAUCGGACCAAACGGAGUAUCAUCAGCUAGCGCAUUAGGUGCAGGACUUGGCGGAGUUGGCGCCGCCGGAGCAUCAGGAUUGGGCGGACUUGGAGGCGCAGGCGCAUCCGCAGCUGGCUCUGCUGGAGCUGGACUCGGUGGUGUUGGAGCAGGUGGUUCGUCUGGAUCAUCUGCCGCUUCAGCGGCUUCAGGUGCAUCUGGAGCUGGAGAGGUCAUUGUCAUUGACGACAGAUCUUCCGCAGCGUCAGCAGCAGCAGCAGCAUCAGGUGCAUCUGGACUAGAUGGUCUUGGACUUGGUGGACUGGGACCAUACGGCGGCAUCGGGCUAAACGGAGUAUCAUCGGCUAGCGCAUUAGGUGCAGGACUCGGUGGAAUUGGCGCCUCUGGAGCAUCAGGAUUAGGCGGAAUUGGAGGCGCUGGCGCUUCCGCAGCUGGCUCUGCUGGAGCUGGAAUCGGUGGAGUUGGAGUGGGUGGUUCGUCUGGAUCAUCUGCUGCGUCAGCAGCCUCGGGCGCAGCCGGACCCGCACCUGUCAUCGUCAUUGAAGAUGGAUCUUCAGCAGCAUCAGCAGCAGCAGCAGGAUCAGGUGCAUCUGGACCAGGAGGACUUGGACUCGGCGCAUGGGGACCACUCGGUGGCAUCGGACCAAACGGAGUAUCAUCGGCUAGUGCAACUGGCUCCACAGCUGGCUCUACUGGAGCUGGACUCGGUAGAAGCGGAGCAGCUGGAUCGUCAGCUGCUUCUGCUGCCUCAGGCGCAUCUGGACCUGCACCUGUCAUCGUUAUUGAAGAUGGAUCUUCAGCAGCAUCAGCAGCAGCAGCAGGCUCAGGUGCAUCUGGACUAGGUGGACUUGGACUCGGCGCAUGGGGACCACUCGGUGGCAUCGGACCAAACGGAGUAUCAUCGGCUAGUGCAACUGGCUCUGCAGCUGGAUCUACCGGAGCUGGACUUGGUGGAAGCGGUGCAGCUGGAUCUUCAGCAGCUUCUGCAGCCUCAGGCGCAGCUGGACCCGCACCUGUUAUCGUCAUUGAAGAUGGAUCUUCAGCAGCAUCAGCAGCAGCAGCAGGCUCAGGUGCAUCUGGAUUGGGUGGACUUGGACUUGGCGCAUGGGGACCACUCGGUGGCAUCGGGCCAAACGGAGUAUCAUCGGCCAGUGCAACUGGCUCCGCAGCUGGCUCUACAGGAGCUGGACUCGGUGGAAGCAGUGCAGCUGGAUCGUCAGCUGCUUCAGCAGCCUCAGGCGCUGCUGGACCCGCACCUGUCAUUGUCAUUGAGGAUGGAUCUUCAGCAGCAUCAGCAGCAGCAGCAGGCUCGGGUGCAUCUGGAGUAGGUGGCCUUGGACUCAGCGCAUUGGGACCACUCGGUGGAAUCGGACCAAACGGAGUAUCAUCAGCUAGCGCAUUAGGUGCAGGACUUGGCGGAGUUGGCGCCGCCGGAGCAUCAGGAUUGGGCGGACUUGGAGGCGCAGGCGCAUCCGCAGCUGGCUCUGCUGGAGCUGGACUCGGUGGUGUUGGAGCAGGUGGUUCAUCUGGAUCAUCCGCUGCCUCAGCGGCCUCAGGCGCAUCUGGAGCUGGAGAGGUCAUUGUCAUUAACGACAGAUCUUCAGCAGCAUCAGCAGCAGCAGCAGGCUCAGGUGCAUCUGGACUAGGUGGUCUCGGACUCGGUGGACUAGGACCAUACGGCGGCAUCGGGCUAAACGGAGUAUCAUCGGCUAGCGCAUUAGGUGGAGGACUCGGUGGAGUUGGCACCGCCGGAGCAUCAGGAUUGGGCGGACUUGGAGGCACAGGCGCAUCCGCAGCCGGGUCUGCUGGAGCUGGACUCGGUGGUGUUGGAGCAGGUGGUUCGUCUGGAUCAUCCGCAGCCUCGGCGGCCUCAGGCGCAUCUGGAGCUGGAGAGGUCAUUGUCAUUGACGACAGAUCUUCCGCAGCAUCAGCAGCAGCAGCAGGCUCAGGUGCAUCUGGAGUAGGUGGCCUCGGACUCGGCGCAUGGGGACCACUCGGUGGAAUCGGACCAAAGAGAGUAUCAUCAGCUAGCGCAUUAGGUGCAGGUCUCGGCGGAGUUGGCACCGCCGGAGCAUCAGGAUUGGGCGGACUUGGAGGCACAGGCGCAUCCGCAGCCGGGUCUGCUGGAGCUGGAAUCGGUGGUGUUGGAGCAGGUGGUUCGUCUGGAUCAUCCGCAGCCUCGGCGGCCUCAGGCGCAUCUGGAGCUGGAGAGGUCAUUGUCAUUGACGACAGAUCUUCCGCAGCAUCAGCAGCAGCAGCAGGCUCAGGUGCAUCUGGAGUAGGUGGCCUCGGACUCGGCGCAUGGGGACCACUCGGUGGAAUCGGACCAAUCGGAGCAUCAUCAGCUAGCGCAUUAGGUGCAGGUCUCGGCGGAGUUGGCAACGCUGGAGCAUCAGGAUUGGGCGGACUUGGAGGCGUAGGUGCAUCCGCAGCAGGCUCUGCUGGAGCUGGACUCGGUGGUGUUGGAACAGGUGGUUCAUCUGGAUCAUCCGCUGCCUCAGCGGCCUCAGGCGUAUCUGGAGCUGGAGAGGUCAUUGUCAUUGACGAUAGAUCUUCCGCAGCUUCAGCAGCAGCAGCAGGCUCAGGUGCAUCUGGACCAGGACUUGGACUUGGCGUAUGGGGACCACUCGGUGGAACCGGACCAAUCGGAGCAUCAUCGGCUAGCGCAUCGGGUGCAGGACUUGGUGGAGUUGGCGCCGCCGGAGCAUCAGGACUAGGCGGAAUUGGAGGCGCAGGCGCAUCCGCAGCAGGUUCUGCUGGAGCUGGACUGGGUGGUGUUGGAGCAGGUGGUUCGUCUGGAUCAUCUGCCGCUUCAGCGGCUUCAGGUGCAUCUGGAGCUGGAGAGGUCAUUGUCAUUGACGACAGAUCUUCCGCAGCGUCAGCAGCAGCAGCAGGAUCAGGUGCAUCUGGACUAGGUGGUCUCGGACUUGGUGGACUGGGACCAUACGGCGGCAUCGGGCUAAACGGAGUAUCAUCGGCUAGCGCAUUAGGUGCAGGACUCGGUGGAAUUGGCGCCUCUGGAGCAUCAGGAUUAGGCGGAAUUGGAGGCGCUGGCGCUUCCGCAGCCGGCUCUGCUGGAGCUAGAAUCGGUGGAGUUGGAGUGAGUGGUUCGUCUGGAUCAUCUGCUGCGUCAGCAGCCUCGGGCGCAGGCGGGCCAGCACCUGUCAUCGUCAUUGAAGAUGGAUCUUCAGCAGCAUCAGCAGCAGCAGCAGGAUCAGGUGCAUCUGGACCAGGAGGACUUGGACUCGGCGCAUGGGGACCACUCGGUGGCAUUGGACCAAACGGAGUAUCAUCGGCUAGUGCAACUGGCUCCACAGCUGGCUCUACUGCAGCUGGACUCGGUAGAAGCGGAGCAGCUGGAUCGUCAGCUGCUUCUGCUGCCUCAGGCGCAUCUGGACCUGCACCUGUCAUCGUUAUUGAAGAUGGAUCUUCAGCAGCAUCAGCAGCAGCAGCAGGCUCAGGUGCAUCUGGACUAGGUGGACUUGGACUCGGCGCAUGGGGACCACUCGGUGGCAUCGGACCAAACGGAGUAUCAUCGGCUAGUGCAACUGGCUCUGCAGCUGGAUCUACCGGAGCUGGACUUGGUGGAAGCGGUGCAACUGGAUCUUCAGCUGCUUCUGCAGCCUCAGGCGCAGCUGGACCCGCACCUGUUAUCGUCAUUGAAGAUGGAUCUUCAGCAGCAUCAGCAGCAGCAGCAGGCUCAGGUGCAUCUGGAUUGGGUGGACUUGGACUUGGCGCAUGGGGACCACUCGGUGGCAUCGGGCCAAACGGAGUAUCAUCGGCCAGUGCAACUGGCUCCGCAGCUGGCUCUACAGGAGCUGGACUCGGUGGAAGCGGUGCAGCUGGAUCGUCAGCUGCUUCAGCAGCCUCAGGCGCUGCUGGACCCGCACCUGUCAUUGUCAUUGAGGAUGGAUCUUCAGCAGCAUCAGCAGCAGCAGCAGGCUCGGGUGCAUCUGGAGUAGGUGGCCUUGGACUCAGCGCAUUGGGACCACUCGGUGGAAUCGGACCAAACGGAGUAUCGUCAGCUAACGCAUUAAGUGCAGGACUUGGCGGAGUUGGCGCCGCCGGAGCAUCAGGAUUGGGCGGACUUGGAGGCGCAGGCGCAUCCGCAGCUGGCUCUGCUGGAGCUGGACUCGGUGGUGUUGGAGCAGGUGGUUCAUCUGGAUCAUCCGCUGCUUCAGCGGCCUCAGGCGCAUCUGGAGCUGGAGAGGUCAUUGUCAUUAAUGACAGAUCUUCAGCAGCAUCAGCAGCAGCAGCAGGCUCAGGUGCAUCUGGACUAGGUGGUCUCGGACUCGGUGGAUUAGGACCAUACGGCGGCAUCGGCCUAAACGGAGUAUCAUCGGCUAGCGCAUUAGGUGCAGGACUCGGUGGAGUUGGCACUGCCGGAGCAUCAGGAUUGGGCGGACUAGGAGGCACAGGCGCAUCCUCAGCCGGGUCUGCUGGAGCUGGACUCGGUGGUGUUGGAGCAGGUGGUUCGUCUGGAUCAUCCGCUGCCUCGGCGGCCUCAGACGUAUCUGGAGCUGGAGAGGUCAUUGUCAUUGACGACAGAUCUUCCGCUGCAUCAGCAGCAGCAGCAGGCUCAGGUGCAUCUGGAGUAGGUGGUCUCGGACUCGGCGCAUGGGGACCACUCGGUGGAAUCGGACCAAUCGGAGCAUCAUCGGCUAGCGCAUCGGGUGCAGGACUUGGUGGAGUUGGCGCCGUCGGAUCAUCAGGACUAGGCGGACUUGGAGGCGCAGGCGCAUCCGCAGCAGGUUCUGCUGGAGCUGGACUCGGUGGAAUCGGGGCAAGUGGUUCGUCUGGAUCAUCCGCUGCCUCGGCGGCUUCAGGCGCAUCUGGAGCUGGAGAGGUUAUUGUCAUUGACGACAGAUCUUCCGCAGCAUCAGCAGCAGCAGCAGCAGCAGGCUCAGGUGCAUCUGGACCAGGAGGACUUGGACUUGGCGUAUGGGGACCACUCGGUGGAAUCGGACCAAUCGGAGCAUCAUCGGCUAGCGCAUCGGGUGCAGGACUUGGUGGAGUUGGCGCCGCCGGAGCAUCAGGACUAGGCGGACUUGGAGGCGCAGGCACAUCCGCAGCCGGGUCUGCUGGAGCUGGACUCGGUGGUGUUGGAGCAGGUGGUUCGUCUGGAUCAUCCGCUGCCUCAGCAGCCUCAGGCGCAUCUGGAGCUGGAGAGGUCAUUGUCAUUGACGACAGAUCUUCCGCAGCAUCAGCAGCAGCAGCAGGCUCAGGUGCAUCGGGAGUAGGUGGCCUCGGACUCGGCGCAUGGGGACCACUCGGUGGAAUCGGACCAAACAGAGUAUCAUCAGCUAGCGCAUUAGGUGCAGGUCUCGGCGGAGUUGGCAACGCUGGAGCAUCAGGAUUGGGCGGACUUGGAGGCGCAGGCGCAUCCGCAGCAGGUUCUGCUGGAGCUGGACUCGGUGGAAUCGGGGCAAGUGAUUCGUCUGGAUCAUCCGCUGCCUCGGCGGCUUCAGGCGCAUCUGGAGCUGGAGAGGUCAUUGUCAUUGACGACGGAUCUUCCGCAGCAUCAGCAGCAGCAGCAGCAGCAGGCUCAGGUGCAUCUGGACCAGGAGGACUUGGACUUGGCGUAUGGGGACCACUUGGUGGAAUCGGACCAAUCGGAGCAUCAUCGGCUAGCGCAUCGGGUGCAGGACUUGGUGGAGUUGGCGCCGCCGGAGCAUCAGGACUAGGCGGACUUGGAGGCGCAGGCGCAUCCGCAGCAGGUUCUGCUGGAGCUGGACUGGGUGGUGUUGGAGCAGGUGGUUCGUCUGGAUCAUCUGCCGCUUCAGCGGCUUCAGGUGCAUCUGGAGCUGGAGAGGUCAUUGUCAUUGACGACAGAUCUUCCGCAGCGUCAGCAGCAGCAGCAGGCUCAGGUGCAUCUGGACUAGGUGGUCUCGGACUCGGUGGACUAGGACCAUACGGCGGCAUCGGUCUAAACGGAGUAUCAUCGGGUAGCGCAUUAGGUGCAGGACUCGGUGGAGUUGGCACCGCCGGAGCAUCAGGAUUGGGCGGACUUGGAGGCACAGGCGCAUCCGCAGCCGGGUCUGCUGGAGCUGGACUGGGUGGUGUUGGAGCAGGUGGUUCGUCUGGAUCAUCCGCUGCCUCGGCGGCUUCAGGCGUAUCUGGAGCUGGUGAGGUCAUUGUCAUUGACGACAGAUCUUCCGCAGCAUCAGCAGCAGCAGCAGGCUCAGGUGCAUCUGGAGUAGGUGGCCUCGGACUCGGCGCAUGGGGACCACUCGGUGGCAUUGGACCAAACGGAGUAUCAUCGGCUAGUGCAACUGGCUCCACAGCUGGCUCUACUGGAGCUGGACUCGGUGGAAGCGGUGCAGCUGGAUCGUCAGCUGCUUCUGCUGCCUCAGGCGCAUCUGGACCUGCACCUGUCAUCGUUAUUGAAGAUGGAUCUUCAGCAGCAUCAGCAGCAGCAGCAGGCUCAGGUGCAUCUGGACUAGGUGGACUAGGACUCGGCGCAUGGGGACCACUCGGUGGCAUCGGACCAAACGGAGUAUCAUCGGCUAGUGCAACUGGCUCUGCAGCUGGAUCUACCGGAGCUGGACUUGGUGGAAGCGGUGCAGCUGGAUCUUCAGCUGCUUCUGCAGCCUCAGGCGCAUCUGGACCUGCACCUGUCAUCGUCAUUGAAGAUGGAUCUUCAGCAGCAUCAGCAGCAGCAGCAGGCUCAGGUGCAUCUGGACUAGGUGGACUCGGACUCGGCGCAUGGGGACCACUCGGUGGCAUUGGACCAAACGGAGUAUCAUCGGCUAGUGCAACUGGCUCCACAGCUGGCUCUACUGGAGCUGGACUCGGUGGAAGCGGUGCAGCUGGAUCGUCAGCUGCUUCUGCAGCCUCAGGCGCAGCUGGACCCACACCUGUCAUUGUCAUUGAGGAUGGAUCUUCAGCAGCAUCAGCAGCAGCAGCAGGAUCGGGUGCAUCUGGAGUAGGUGGCCUUGGACUCGGCUCAUUGGGACCACUCGGUGGAAUCGGACAAAUUGGAGCAUCAUCGGCUGGCGCAUCAGGUGCAGGACUCGGCGGAGUUGGCACCGCUGGAGCAUCAGGAUUAGGCGGACUUGGAGGCGCAGGUGCAUCCGCAGCAGGCUCUACUGGAGCUGGACUCGGUGGUGUUGGAGCAGGUGGUUCGUCUGGAUCAUCCGCUGCCUUAGCGGCCUCAGGCACAUCUGGAGCUGGAGAGGUCAUAGUCAUUGACGACAGAUCUUCCGCAGCAUCAGCAGCAGCAGCAAGCUCAGGUGCAUCUGGACCAGGAGGACCUGGCCUCGGCGCAUGGGGACCACUCGGUGGAUUCGGACCAAUCGGUGCAUCAUCGGCUAGCGCAUCAGGUGCGGGACUUGGUGGAGUUGGCGCCGCCGGAACAUCGGGACUUGGCGGUCUUGGAGGCGUAGGCGCAUCCGCAGCUGGCUCUGCUGGAGCUGGACUCGGUGGAAUCGGAGCAGUUGGUUCGUCUGGAUCAUCCGCUGCCUCAGCAGCCUCAGGCGCAUCUGGAGCUGGAGAAGUCAUUGUCAUUGACGACAGAUCUUCCGCAGCAUCAGCAGCAGCAGCAGGCUCAGGUGCAUCUGGACCAGGUGGCCUCGGACUUGGUGGAUUGGGACCAUACGGCGGGAUUGGACCAAACGUAGUCUCCGCAGCUAGUGCACCCGUUGUAGGUCCUAGUGUAUCCUCAGUUGGCCCAGUUGGAGCUCAAGUUAUUGAAAUUGGAUCACCAGUAGUCCCUAGUGUAUCUAGGACUGGAUCUGUUUCAAGAGUAUCUGUGUCUGGCAGACCUGGAGUACGUGUCCCUUGUAGUCUCACUCGUAGACAAUUCGUUGUUAAGAUUGGCACCAGACGCCAACCUUGUGUUACUUGCUAAUUUGUUUGGUUUUUUAUUUUUAUUUCUUUAAUUUCUGGAUACAUCUUUUGUUCUGUUUUUCUUUAUAAAUAAAUUCUGGCAUACGAAAUGUAA
Molecule: messenger RNA, 18157 nt
Organism: Galleria mellonella (greater wax moth)
Lineage: Eukaryota; Metazoa; Arthropoda; Insecta; Lepidoptera; Pyralidae
Gene: FIBH
Product: fibroin heavy chain
Exons: 2
Coding region: 68-18064 (5998 amino acids)
Source: RefSeq, a predicted model, not a curated record